CACCACACCUCGUCAUUGUGAAGAUGCUGAGCACUAGAGCGGUGUCCACGCCGCGAGUGUUGGGAUUGAUGGCAGGGCAGUGGCAGUGUUGGACUAGCGCCAGCCAGCGAGCGUAAAGACUAGGGAGGUGGAGCCGCACGGGGUAGGCCCACGAGGAGUAGGUAUAUAAGACUGCCCAUUCGGCGCUUUCAACAGCUCCUGUUCUUUCCCACCAACAACUACUUUCCACAUUUCCACCAACACACCAACACCCAACACCCAACAACUACUUUCAAAAUGCAGACCGUCAAGGACACCGUCAACUCCGUCACUGAGUCCGUUCAGCAGGCCACCUCUGGUGCCUCCAAGGAGGCCAACAAGAACGUCGCCAAGGACUCCGACGCUUCGCUCUCCACCCGAGCCACCGCUGCCAAAGACGCUGUGGGAGACAAGGCCGAUGAGAGCAAGCACGAUGCGAAAUCGGAAGCAUACUCACAGAAGGCCCAGUCGUAGGAGGUUCCCAGGACCUUCCCGGACGUUUUGGCCUUGAACCGAGGCGAUUUUAUGCAGAAAUGAA
Messenger RNA from Microstroma glucosiphilum, 556 nucleotides. RefSeq names its product glucose-repressible protein. The record is from RefSeq and is a predicted model, not a curated record. NCBI's taxonomy places the organism in Eukaryota, Fungi, Basidiomycota, Exobasidiomycetes, Microstromatales, Microstromataceae. The transcript has 3 exons. The coding region runs from base 277 to 492 and encodes 71 amino acids.